Messenger RNA from Lytechinus variegatus (green sea urchin), 2249 nucleotides. RefSeq names its product tRNA pseudouridine synthase-like 1 (gene pusl1). The transcript has 7 exons. The record is from RefSeq and is a predicted model, not a curated record. Gene Ontology annotation, biological process: tRNA pseudouridine synthesis. Gene Ontology annotation, molecular function: pseudouridine synthase activity; RNA binding. Lineage: Eukaryota; Metazoa; Echinodermata; Echinoidea; Temnopleuroida; Toxopneustidae. Bases 63 to 974 code for a protein of 303 amino acids.
UAUUAUGGAGUCUGCUAACGUCGGAUCGUGCAUGUGUUCGUGUCUACCGCACCGUUGUAAAAAUGGGACGUUUUCUCGUUUAUUUUCAAUACAUUGGAACAAGAUAUAGGGGUGUUGUUAGAACAACUGGUCAUUCAGCUGCUGGAGAAAGGUGUAUUGGUGUCCAAAAUGUACUUGAAGAGGCAUUGGACGAGCUGAGACCGGUAGAUCCUGUUCGUCUUCAUGUUUCCAGCAGAACAGACUCCGGAGUCCAUGCCUUGUGUAAUACAGCUCAUUUUGACAUGGUCUUCAGGUCCAAGAGAACCGGUGAACCUCGGGAUAUACCUCCAGAAAGCAUCACAGCGGCCGUCAACAAGAAACUACAGCGUCAGGAUAUCAGAAUCAACAAGACUGUGAGAGUUCCAGACAACUUUCACAGCCAACAUCUUGCCAUGCGUAGAACAUACCUCUAUCGCCUUGCCUUGGGAUGUAGACAGAUUCAUCUGCCUGUCUUUGAAAAGGACAGGUGCUGGGCCAUCGAACAAGGGCUUGACAUCCCAUUGAUGGAGGAAGCAUCCGAGAGAUUUCUUGGUACCCAUGAUUUCACCGCCUUCAGGAGUACCAGCGUAGGUGACGACAAGAAAUCCCCCAUCAAGACCAUCAAUACGAUUGACUUCAGGACAACACAUGGAUUCCUUGAUCAUCACUGUAACGAGAAAGCUCGGUUAGAAUUUCUCGAGGUCACCUUUCAGAGUAGAUCUUUCUUAUACAGACAGAUUCGUCGAAUGACAGGAGCAUUAGUCGCAGUUGGUCUUGGUCGUAUAUCGCCCUCUGACAUCACAACCAUGUUGCAGUCAUGUGAUAACAGUCACAUGCAUGGUACUACAAUGGCUCCUGCUCAUGGCUUGUAUCUCAAAGAAGUGCUGUACAAUGACAAUGAUCUGAUAUUUGAAAAUAACCCAUCUGAACCUAGCGAAGAUACAUCCAUUACCUGAAGAAAGUUAUUGACAGUUUACCCACGAUAUCACCGACGUUCUACCGACUGCAAGAUGAAGGAUUGAUAGGUACACUCUUGUUUCAUCAAUAACCACUUGUUCUAACAGUGAAUUGAACUCUGCAUGGUCUAACAUCAUUUUGCUAACAACCAGGGCCUCAUUGUGUUAAAGGUAACAUUAUGGUAACUGUGUCAUCCAUUGAUAACUUUCAAUUGAAUCUUUAAUUUUGAUCGACUGUAGAGAAUCUUCACCAUGGAAGCUACCAAUGAUGGCAAACUUAUUAUAAUGGUAUCCUUUAUGUGACUGGAUCCAGUUCAUCAUUAUUCUAUUAUUCAGUUCAAUUAUACAGUUCAAGUAGUUGAUUUUUUUUGGUUGGCGUAAUAUUUGGUUUAAUAUCCAAUUUUGGUAAUCCUUUCAGUUUAACAUACUUGAGCUGAUUUCUCAGCUCAAGACUAUGAUGAAAAGAAUAAUAAGACCAGAUAAAUGUGGUGAUAGUUAGCCCAAGUGGCCUUUUUUAGAUCUUCUGACAAUUGUAAAGUUGGAACCAUAAUGGGUUAAGCCUGAAUGCAGAUAACGGCAAUAGCCCAUCUUGAAGAAGACCAAUCAGUGGGUGUGUGUCUUUGUGCAUUUAGCUUGUACACCUGUGUUUCAAUCUUGUAUGAUUACCUACGCUUGGUACCGACCUUGAAUAUCGCCAUGCAAAGGACAUGGUCAUGGCUCAAACCUUGAACAUCUGCAUCAGUUCGGAACUUCCUCCUUGUAGCUUGGAUUACAGGCAAUAUCACAACACCUUUAUAUCACUUUUAAACUGAUGGGGCAUUGCACUGAAAAACUUGCGAUCAAUUGCAAGUCUAUUCUUGGUCCCUAAAUGAAUCAGAUGUUUAGUAACUGCUUAAAAAUUUGUGAUUGAUUGCCAAUCUGUUUCUUGAAACGAGAAGUGCAAUUUGACUUGCUACAGCAGAAUUUAAUGUAUCAAUUGUAAAAUUACAGCAGAGCUUAAGAUUUGCAAUUGAUUGCAAAUAUUUUCUUGCAACACCCCUUAAGUGUAUAUAAGACUAAGACAAUUCUUGGAUCAUCUCACAGUAUUUGUUGUUGAAGAGUGAAGCAGGGUCGAGCUUGGAUUCUAGGUGAUGCCACAAUGCCAAGCCAGUUUUAGACAAAGUGUAUAAGGCCAAUCCAAUUCUUAGAUCAUGUCACAGUGUUUGUUGAAGAAGUGUGAAGCAUAUAUCAGGGUCUAGCUACUCAAUGGCUUGCGAGCAACUCAGAGACUCGAAA